UUGUUAUAUAGUUCCAAAAUAGAAUCGAAUAAUUAAACAUGCGGCGUUAGACGGGCACCCCUUCAAAUGUGCGCCGGAAUGGUUCAGUCCACAGUGGCGCGAAACGCCGAGCUCUCCACAGAGGAGUUUCACGUUACUGGCGCGAGGUUGUUGUGUCUGCCGGCAACGUGCCUCCACUCCUGCCAUCAGAAGAGCGGCUGUAUCAUUGUAUAUAUUUUUGUGAAGACAUAGUCUCAGUUCGCGUGCUGUUUGCGUUCCGUUCCGCUCUUACCAAACGCUCGCGUGUCCGUUGCUUAAGGCUUUGUUGCGCGUUAACUAGUUAGGCCGCCGGUUAGACAUAUUUGCCUUGCAUAUAUCAAGCUACGCUGCAGACGUUUGGUAAGGUUUGAGAGAAGUGUUUAUUUCUACAGACGGUUUAUCCAGAACGCAGCAGAAAUGAGCGGCGUCGUCAAAGAAGAGGCACGCAGUGUUUCUCCUCACUGCCCCAAACCCAACGAAUCCGAGGAGCCAGAAGGAACCGCUAUGGAGGAUGCCGCCGCUGUCGAAAAAAGCCAGCAAGGAGAGGUUGUCAUUACAAAAGAGAUGGAGGAGGAGGAGAAGCAUUUAGUGGAGGAGGGAGAGAAGAAAGAAAAAGAAAUGAUGGAAGAGGCCCGGCUGUCAUGGGAGAAAGAUUCUCAAGAGAUGCGUUUCAAACGACUUCAGCAUCUUUUGGAGAAAAGCAACAUUUACUCCAAGUUUCUGCUCACAAAGAUGGAACAGCAGCAGCAAGAUGAAAAAAAUAAAAAGGAGAGACAGGAGAAGAAAGCAGCUAGUAAGAAGCAAAAGGGAAAUGAUAAAAUGACCGUCAAAGUUGAAAGAAAGAAGCGUGAAAGGGAAGAGGAUUACAAAAUUGCAGAUGUUAUGACCAGAGAGGAAAUUCUGUCGAAAGCUAAAAGACCUAAAUUGGAAGAGGGGGCUCAUUCGUCAGAGAAACUGGAAGCUGAGGAUAUAGAGAAGAUGAGCGACACCAACUCCGACAUUAAAAGUCGGCUCUCUGAGAAUUUGCGGGAAAACAGCAAGCAGAUGGUGGAUCCGAAGAGGACGGUGAAUGGCCAGCCGGUGCCUGCAGCGCAGCCCAAGCUCUUCACCGGGGGAGUGAUGAGGUGGUACCAGGUGGAAGGCAUCGAGUGGCUCAGGAUGCUGUGGGAGAAUGGUAUCAAUGGUAUCCUGGCUGAUGAGAUGGGUCUUGGGAAAACCAUUCAGUGCAUCGCUCAUAUUGCGAUGAUGGUGGAGAAGAAGGUCCUCGGGCCCUUCCUAGUUGUGGCUCCUUUGUCCACUCUUCCCAACUGGAUCUCAGAAUUCAAGCGCUUCACCCCACAGCUGUCUGUCUUGCUGUAUCAUGGCCCGCAAAAAGAGAGGUGGGACCUGGUGAAGACGAUACAUCAGGCGCAGGGUUCUCUCAGAAUGUGUCCUGUGGUUGUUACUUCCUUUGAAAUAGCCAUGAUAGACAGGAAGCUUCUACAGCGUUUCCACUGGAACUAUAUGAUUGUGGAUGAGGGUCACCGGAUUAAAAACUUGAAUUGCCGGCUGGUGCAAGAACUAAAGAUGCUGAUGACUGACAACAAACUGCUGCUGACGGGAACCCCCCUGCAGAAUAACCUGUCCGAGCUGUGGUCUCUACUCAACUUCCUCCUCCCUGAUGUGUUUGAUGACCUGAAGAGUUUUGAGUCAUGGUUUGACAUCAGCACCAUCACUUCAGAUGCAGAAAACAUUGUGGCUAAUGAGCGUGAGCAGAAUAUCCUUCACAUGCUUCAUCAGAUCCUCACACCCUUUCUUCUGAGAAGGCUGAAGUCCGACGUCACGCUGGAGGUUCCACCUAAGAAAGAGAUCGUAGUGUACGCGCCCCUCACCAACAAACAGGAGGCCUUUUACAUGGCCAUAGUUAACAGGACUAUAGCAAAGCUGCUGGGACAGGAGAAGGAUGUUUCUGCUCCUGUGCCGCUAACGUCCAGCGGCCGACCAAUGCGCAGGGCCGGGAAGGUGGUCAACUACUUUGAGUCAAACACUGAUUCUUUGCAAGAUCUUGAGAAAUACCUAGAGAAGGUUCAGAACGAGGUGGAAAGUCAGCCAAGCUCCAGCCCAGUGUUGGAUGUCUUCAUGCCGGUUAAUGCUCAAAUCAACUUGAAACUGCAAAACAUACUGAUGCUGCUGAAGAGGUGCUGCAACCAUGCUUACUUGAUAGAGUAUCCCUUGGACCCUGCCACUGGAGAAUUUAAGAUUGAUGAGGACUUAGUGGAAGCAUCAGGGAAGCUUCUUAUCCUGGACCGAAUGCUUCCUGAACUGAAGAAAAGAGGGCACAAGGUGCUGAUCUUCAGCCAGAUGACCUCUAUAUUAGACAUUCUGAUGGAUUAUUGUUAUCUCCGUGGUUAUGAGUACAGCCGGCUGGACGGGUCAAUGAAGUACACAGCCCGAGAUGAGAAUAUGAAGAAGUUUUCUUCUGAUCCAGAGGUGUUCCUCUUCCUCCUGAGCACUCGAGCUGGUGGUCUUGGGAUCAACCUCACAGCUGCCGACACAGUCAUCAUCUUUGACAGCGACUGGAAUCCCCAGGCAGAUUUGCAGGCUCAGGAUCGGUGUCACCGUAUUGGGCAAACGAAGCCUGUGAUGGUUUACCGCCUCAUUACGGCCAACACCAUUGAUGAGAAGAUCCUGGAGAGAGCCUCUGCCAAGAGAAAGCUGGAGAAGAUGGUCAUUCACAAAAAUAAGUUUAAAGGCUCUAAAGCAGAGCUCAAACAGACCAAGAGCUGCUUGGAUGUAAAUGAGCUUGCAGAACUGCUGAAGUCCAGAGACUACGACAGGGCAGUGAAGGGCACUAAAGGAAAGGUCAUCAGUGAUAAAGAUCUACAGAUCCUGCUGGACCGCAGUGAUUUAUUGAAUCAAGCCAAGAAGCGUGUUAAACGGGAGAAGGACGGGGUGUUUAAAGUUAUUGACACCAAAGAUGAUAGUGGUGACAUCAGUCUGUCUUGAAAUCUGCCAUUAGGCCAAAGUUGAGCUAUGAUUGUGACACCCAUCAAGCAAAGCUGCCUGCUUGUUCUCCUCAACUUUUUCCAUUUUAGACUUAAGUUGACCAUCGUUGCUUUUAAUAAGUCCAUCCUUUGGUUAUGAUUGUUAGCACAUUUAACAUGUUUCUUUUUCCCAAUGCCAUGUCAAGUUUUGUUUUGGGAUUAGCACGAAAAAAAGGAAUCCUACAUUUUGGCUAUGUUGUAAAUAGUGUUAUACAUUUCAUAUGUAGUUAACUGAAUAGAAAUUGCACAUGUAAACCGCUUUAACGCACUUUCACCCUCUAGAAUACUAUAGAACAAACCUUUUUUUGGUUUUUUCAAGAUAAUAAAUAUUUUCUAUACUAUGCGUGACAUUUAUUUAAAGUUGGGCUAUAGUCUUGCUUUUCAAACAACUGCAAAAGUGUUCCAUUACUACAGGAGAAAGUGUGCAUGUGCACA
Puntigrus tetrazona (Sumatra barb) is the source of this 3476-nucleotide messenger RNA. RefSeq names its product helicase, lymphoid specific (gene hells). NCBI's taxonomy places the organism in Eukaryota, Metazoa, Chordata, Actinopteri, Cypriniformes, Cyprinidae. Gene Ontology annotation, molecular function: ATP-dependent chromatin remodeler activity; chromatin binding; ATP binding. The coding region runs from base 436 to 3003 and encodes 855 amino acids. Gene Ontology annotation, biological process: pericentric heterochromatin formation; negative regulation of gene expression via chromosomal CpG island methylation; DNA methylation-dependent constitutive heterochromatin formation. The record is from RefSeq and is a predicted model, not a curated record. Gene Ontology annotation, cellular component: pericentric heterochromatin; nucleus. The transcript has 23 exons.